AUGGAGGAAUAUACGAUCAAGCAGGUCGCUGAGCACAACAGCCCUGAGGAUGCAUGGCUAAUCAUCCAUGGCCAAGUCUACGAUGUCACAAAAUAUCUCGCAGAUCAUCCUGGCGGUGCCGAUGUCCUCACAGAAGCAGCCGGUACAGACGCCAGUGAAGACUUUGACAACGCUGGACACUCCGAAGAUGCCUUCGAGAUCAUGAAAGACUGCUGCGUUGGCAAGAUUCAGGGUUUCGAGAAGAAGAAACCCAAGCUUAAACCACUUGCACCUGUGAAGGCAGUGAAGAUCCAGACUGGUGGAUCCUCAUCUGUCUCGGCGUUGGUCAACUUGGGCUUCAUUGUCUGCGCUGGUGCGGGAGCUUACUACUUUGGUCGCCGCCAAGGACUCACGGUACCAAACUGGCUGCUUUCAUCUCUACGCAGUGAUUCGGCAGGCUCAAGUUUCAUCAAGGGUAUCAUUGUCGGAGGUGGAUCCCUCGCAACCGCCAAUGCUGUUGCUGCACAACGAUUUACCACUAUGGCGAUGAAGAGCAAGCCUUUCACGAGCUAUCCUGCUCAUAUGAAGGUGCCCAAACGAGCUCAAGAAGAUACAUUGCUGCAACGAGGGCUUUUGGAUCCAGUCACCUACUCGCCACUUCCUCUCAAGCAAAAGACACUCAUUGCCCCAAAUGUUUACCGCUUGACGUUCAGCCUUCCGACAACGAGCACCAUUCUUGGCCUACCAAUCGGGCAGCAUGUCACCAUCAAAGCAGAGGUCGACGGUGAAAGCGUCGCACGAUCAUAUACACCGGUAUCCAACAAUGCCGACCUUGGCGUUCUGGAACUGGUCAUCAAGGCAUACCCAGACGGCAAGCUGACAAGCAAGUAUCUGGCAAAGCUCGAGGUUGGAGACGAGGUUCUUUUCAGAGGACCCAAGGGAGCGAUGAAGUAUCAACCAAACCUUUGCAAGAAGAUUGGCAUGAUCGCAGGUGGCACUGGUAUUACUCCGAUGUUCCAGGUCAUUCGUGCUAUCUGCGAGCAUGACCGUGACACAACAGAAGUCUCCCUUCUCUACGCCAACAGAACAGAACAGGAUAUUUUACUUCGGGAAGAGCUGGAUAGGUUUGCAAGGAGAUAUCCCAAGAACUUCAAGGUCUAUUACCUCUUGGAUCAGCCGCCAGCAAACUGGAAGUUUGGGUCUGGCUAUAUGACUCGUGAGUUAAUGAAGGAGAAGCUUCCAUCGCCGAGCGUGGAUUCAAAGGUGUUCCUUUGUGGUCCACCGGGGAUGGUGAACGCGUCGAAGAAGGCACUGGUUGACCUGGGUUUUGAACAACCCGGAGCAUCAGCUAAGAUCUCGGACCAGGUUUUUGCAUUUUAG
Molecule: messenger RNA, 1359 nt
Organism: Fusarium redolens
Lineage: Eukaryota; Fungi; Ascomycota; Sordariomycetes; Hypocreales; Nectriaceae
Exons: 2
Coding region: 1-1359 (452 amino acids)
Cellular component (GO): endoplasmic reticulum
Molecular function (GO): oxidoreductase activity; heme binding
Source: RefSeq, a predicted model, not a curated record